AUGGAUACAUUCGUUCAACAGGUUGAGCCUUGCUGUUGGAUGACCUACACAACGCAUCGGGACACACAAUCGACUCUCAACAUUCUAGACGAAGCGGAUAUGGACGCUGUUGACUACACAGACGCUGAUCUAUACAAGCGAUUUGGUCUUGAAGAGGAAUAUGAAAGGAAUAAUCUAACUACAUGGCAACGGAUUCGACCCAGGAUUUGGGCUGUCUUUGAAAUGCCGAGAUCAUCUCUUGCUGCCAAGUGCUGGCAAAUUGCUAUUCCACACUUCUAA
Messenger RNA from Rodentolepis nana, 279 nucleotides. NCBI's taxonomy places the organism in Eukaryota, Metazoa, Platyhelminthes, Cestoda, Cyclophyllidea, Hymenolepididae. The record is from the annotation of a GenBank genome assembly.